AAGAUGCCUUUGAAUUCUGCUCCUGCCUGCCUGCCUUAACAAACAAACAAACAAACAAAAACCCUAUUCAAAAUUAUUAUUAUGUCUCUGUUUUACGCUGCAUUUCACCUCGAUGGUGUUUCUUGAAUCUUGAUCACCUAAAGAUUUCAUCUUCGCUAGUCACAUAUGGUAAUCAUCAUAACUUAGACGCUUCAUCUUCACUUUCAAGAUAAUGGGUAUCCAUCAAUCAUAAAAUAAAUCAUUCAUGAAUUGAAAAAAAAAAAAAAAGUUUUUUUUCUUUAAUUUUAAUAUUUUUAGUGAACCGCCAAGCAUAAAUUCCCUCCAUUUUUGAGCCCUUAAUCUCAUUUCCUGAAGUGGGGUUUUAUGAUUUUGUGCUCUGCAUUCGAUUCCCUUUCUCUUUCUCAUUAUGCAAAAGAUUUCUUGCUUUUUCCAUUUGUGUCUUUUUGGAUUUUAGGCACAAUGUGCAGCAGCUGGUUCACACAUACAUAUGUGUGUUUUUAGUGUUUGAAUAUUCACUUAUUCUCUAUUCUAUUCUUCUCUUUUCCCCCAAUUUCCCUAUAAAUUAACACUCCCACAACCAACCUGUUAUUCAUAUUGCAGCUUAUACACAUUACAAACACAGCCCAACCGUUGUAGUAACCGUUGUAGUUGUUUACUGUUUCACAUGUCUAAGAUGAGUUAUUCAAGUGCUUCCAUGGGUUCUGGUAGUAGAACGGCUAGGCGAACCGUUGAAUUUGGGAGGACAUAUGUCGUGAGGCCGAAAGCAAAGCACCAAGCAACUAUAGUUUGGUUGCAUGGCCUUGGCGAUAACGGGUCAAGCUGGUCUCAACUCUUGGACAACCUUCCUCUUCCAAAUAUUAAAUGGAUAUGCCCAACCGCUCCUACUCGCCCCGUGACUGCGCUAGGGGGAUUCCCUUGUACCGCAUGGUUUGAUGAAGGAGAGCUUUCGGAAGACGGUCCGAAUGAUGUUGAAGGUUUAGAUGCUUCAAUAGCACACAUAGCAAACUUGUUAUCAACAGAGCCCUCUGAUGUAAAACUCGGUAUUGGAGGAUUCAGUAUGGGUGGCGCAUGUGCACUUUACUCCGCAGCUUGUUUCGCUCAAGGAAAAUACGGAAAUGGAAACCCGUACCCGAUUAAUCUAAAAGCUGUAGUUGGAUUAAGCGGAUGGCUUCCUGGUGCACGGAACUUAAGGAACAAAAUAGGAUCAAAUGAUGCUGCAAGACGCGCUGCUUCGUUGCCCAUUUUGUUCUGUCACGGACAGUGCGAUGAAGUAGUUCCGUACAAAUACGGAGAGAGGUCUUCCCAGAUGAUGAUUUCAGCUGGUUUUCGUUAUGUUACGUUCAAAAGCUACGAAGGGCUUGGUCAUUACACUGUUCCUAAAGAGAUGGAAGAAGUUUGUCAAUGGUUACAUACGAGGCUCGGAGCCUGAGAGGAUAAUCAUAUGAUCAAAUUACGAAAUUAACUCGUGCGUGAAUUAAAGAAUAACCGAAGACAGUUACACAGAUUUUGAGCUGGGAAAAAUAAUUAGAUUUGUAGAGAGGGUUCGGUGGAGGUGGGAUGGUAUACACAUAUAUAUGUAUCUAUAUGAUGUUUUAUAUGUUGGUUGUUAUAAAAAAAAAUAAGGAUUUUGGGGUAUUGGUUCUUAGAUGGGAAUAUGUUGUUUGACAAUUUAAGUUUUGGGAUUUUAUAAAGAAUGUAAUGUUGUUGUUAUAUUGAGUUUAGAUGGAAUUAUGGAAA
Molecule: messenger RNA, 1737 nt
Organism: Helianthus annuus (common sunflower)
Lineage: Eukaryota; Viridiplantae; Streptophyta; Magnoliopsida; Asterales; Asteraceae
Product: acyl-protein thioesterase 2
Exons: 9
Coding region: 665-1429 (254 amino acids)
Molecular function (GO): hydrolase activity
Source: RefSeq, a predicted model, not a curated record